CAUGGGCGGCCCGCGGGCCUGGACGCUGCUCUGCCUCGGGCUCCUGCUCCCGGGAGGCGGCGCCGCGUGGAGCGUCCCGGGCGCCCGGUUCUCGGGUCGCAGGAACUGGUGCUCCUACGUGGUGACCCGUACUGUCUCCUGCCAUGUGCAGAAUGGCACCUACCUCCAGCGAGUGCUGCAGAACUGCCCGUGGCCCAUGGGCUGCCCUGGGAGCAGCUACAGAACUGUGGUGAGGCCCACGUACAAAGUGAUGUACAAGACAGUGACUGCCCGUGAAUGGAGGUGCUGCCCUGGACACUCAGGGGUGACCUGUGAGGAAGGCUCCCCUGGCUUCCUGGAGCCUACAUGGUCAGGAAGCACCAUGCGGCGGAUGGCAGUGCGCCCCACAGCAUUCUCAGGUUGUCUCAACUGCAGCAGAGUGUCUGAGCUGAGCGAGAGGCUGAAGGCGCUGGAGGCCAAGGUGGCUGUUCUGAGUGUCACAGAGCAGACAGUGUCCUCGAUCCCAGCUCCCCCUGAGGACUCUGCCCUGCUUUGGGGAUCCCCAGCUACCCAGGGCAGCCCUGGAGAUGGAGACCUGCAGGACAGAGUUGAUCCUUGGGAGCUGCCUGGGCCCACUGGCCCCAAGGGAGACACUGGCAGCCAGGGCUCAGUGAGGAUGAGAGGCCCACCAGGUCCACAGGGACCCCCAGGACGCCCUGGCCAGACCGGGGCUUCAGGCAUCCCAGGAGAGAUGGGCCCUCCAGGCCCUCCAGGUCCUCCUGGGCCCCCAGGACCUCCAGCCCCUGCUGGGCCACCCCAUGCCCACAUCUCCCUGCAUGGAGAUCCAUUACUGUCUAAUACCUUCACCGAGACUGGCAGCCACUGGCCCCAAGGACCCACUGGGCCCCCAGGCCCUCCGGGCCCCCCAGGGCCCAUGGGUCCUCCUGGACUUCCUGGCCCUGCGGGUGCCCCUGGGAGUCCUGGACACAUGGGAACCCCAGGCCCUUCUGGACCCAAAGGAAGCUCUGGCCCCCCGGGGGAGAAGGGUGAGAGGGGACUGCCUGGGGAACCUGGCCCCCAAGGGCUAAUGGGGUUGCAGGGAGAACCUGGCCCCAAAGGAGACCCUGGAGAGAAGAUCCACUGGGCUCCUAGCUUACAGAGCUUCCUGCAGCAGCAGGCCCAGCUGGAGCUCCUGGCCAGACGGGUCACCCUGCUGGAAGCCAUCAUCUGGCCAGAACCAGAGCUGGGAUCCGGGGUAGGCCCUGAUGGCACGGGUACCCCCAGCCUCCUUCGAGGCAAGAGGGGAGGACACCCAACCAACUACCAGAUCGUGACCCCCAGAAGACGCAACGAGAGGAGCUGAGAUGGUGGUGACUCUUCCUCCCCCAGCCUGGACUUGGACAGCUGCCUCCAGAGACUGCCAGUUCCUAUUUAUUAAUAUCCUCAGGGACCCUGUGCCAUCUUGGCCUUAGGGGUAGGCAGGCAGGGCUCAGUGAUGUCAGUCUGUACUUCACAGACUAGGCAGGGGCAGGUCCCGAGGGGAAGCCUGCUCAGAAUUCUGUCAGGCCUCACUUGCACCUGGUCUAUCUCCCUGUGACAUGGGGUGAAAAGGCCUUAAAGGGGAGCAGUGGAGGCACAAGGCUUCCAGUGUUCUGACACAGGGCCCGGGACUCUGCCUGGCUCUACAGACAUGUCAGGAUGGGGGCACAAGUCCCAGUUCCCCUCCUUAAAACCUUGGGGAGUCCCGUUUCCUGGUGCUGAUUCCCACCUGAGUCUAGGCUGCUUAACCCCUGACUGAAUGGUUGGUGCUCCUUAUGUCAGUUCUACCCAAGCCCCCACUCCCCAGUGUCCCAGGUGGGGACGGGAUGUGUAGAAGGGACUCCCACUCCAAGUAUCUGCUGCAGAUGCAUGGAUUGCUAUGUACUGGACAAUAAAUGUCUCUGCCGGACC
Molecule: messenger RNA, 1929 nt
Organism: Peromyscus eremicus (cactus mouse)
Lineage: Eukaryota; Metazoa; Chordata; Mammalia; Rodentia; Cricetidae
Gene: Emid1
Product: EMI domain containing 1
Exons: 15
Coding region: 2-1342 (446 amino acids)
Molecular function (GO): protein binding
Source: RefSeq, a predicted model, not a curated record